AUGACUUCCCCUGCUGACGCCGAUCGACCUGAAGCUCAGAAUGACGGAAAGACAGGCCAAACAAGUACUCAGCGCCGAGAGAGCUUUGCCUCGCAGAAUUCGCAAACCGCAAAAGACUUCAUUGAAUCCCAACUACAACUCGAAGCAGAUGCGCGCGAAAUUCUCCCAUAUUCUUUCGACUCUUGUACCCAAGAUCUAGGUCCACUCCGACAGACGCUAUUCUCAUGUUUGACAUGUAACCCUCCACCCAAGAGCGAUGGCGAUCCAUACACUCCGGCCGCCGUUUGUUACUCGUGCUCGAUUUCUUGUCAUGGCGAACACACUUUAGUUGAACUUUUCAGUAAGAGAAACUUUGUGUGCGACUGUGGCACAACGCGAUUCCCCAAUACAUCUGUAUGCACCCUGCGAGUGGAUCAGAAAACCAAGACGAAGGGCGUUCAUUCUCAGCCUCCCGCGGAAGGAAACAAAUAUAAUCACAACUUUAGAAAUCGCUUUUGUGCAUGCGAUGAAGAAUACGAUCCGCACAAGGAGAAGGGAACCAUGUUCCAGUGCCUUGGCCUGGGAACAAUCGAGACGGGUGGUUGUGGAGAAGACUGGUGGCAUCCUGAAUGUCUUAUCGGACUACCGCGGGGACGACAGAACGCGCCUAUGAAGACCGAACCAACACCAAAGGAAGAUGAUGAAGCCAAGGUUGACAAGCCAACUGAGGACAAUGUGGAUGAAGAUGAGACACCCCUACCUCCAGGAUUCCCGGGCGAGGAUGAUUUUGAGACUUUCAUCUGCUACAAGUGCUUGGAUUCUAAUCCUUGGUUGAAACGCUAUGCUGGAACAGGAGGGUUCUUACCAGCAAUUUUCAAAAACAAGCCUUCUGAGAAAUUUGAAUCUACAGGCGAAAGCGACGAAGAUAAACCGCAAGACCUUACACAAUCGCGAAAACGAAAAGCGGAUGACGAGGAUGACGAAAAUCAAGAAUCAAAGAAGACCAAGGUUAAUGCGCAGGAUGGACUUGAGACAAUCCAAGAGGAACGAGCGCCCACAGAAGUACCGAAGCACAAACAUGAGUUGUUACCGUCAGAAGCCCCCUUCGGAACAUUUUCCCUGUUCCUCAAGGAAGACUUCCGUGAACACUUAUGCCAUUGUCCCGAUUGUUUUCCUCAUCUUGUCCCUCACCCGCAGCUUCGCGAAGAAGAGGAGACAUACGAGCCGCCACUAUCUGAAGACGGCGAUGACGGGGUCAACGGUGCAGGUAGCCAGGGAACAAAGAGUUUGUUAGAUCGCGGCGAAGCAGCACUCAGCAAUAUUGAUCGCGUGAGAGCCAUCGAGGGUGCUAUGGUAUACAAUCACUUGCGGGACAAGGUCAAAGCUUUCCUCAAACCUUUUGCUGAGAGCGGUCAGGCUGUAAGCGCAGAAGAUAUCAAGUCUUACUUUGAGAAACUGCGUGGAGAUGAUAUGGCUAUUCGCGAGGCUGGUGGUCAGGCCUCCGCUUUUAACAGUAAUGGAGGAAGCGGACGUGAUAAUGAUCAGGAAGGGAGCGGUGCUAAUCGGAAGGAACAGAGUGGCUAUUGA
Molecule: messenger RNA, 1566 nt
Organism: Talaromyces marneffei
Lineage: Eukaryota; Fungi; Ascomycota; Eurotiomycetes; Eurotiales; Trichocomaceae
Exons: 4
Coding region: 1-1566 (521 amino acids)
Cellular component (GO): cytoplasm
Molecular function (GO): ubiquitin protein ligase activity; zinc ion binding
Source: RefSeq, a predicted model, not a curated record